Messenger RNA from Trypanosoma cruzi, 1690 nucleotides. Its product is annotated as choline/carnitine O-acyltransferase, putative. Gene Ontology annotation, biological process: carnitine metabolic process; fatty acid metabolic process. The annotation marks the transcript as partial. The record is from RefSeq and is a predicted model, not a curated record. The transcript has a single exon. Gene Ontology annotation, cellular component: mitochondrion. Gene Ontology annotation, molecular function: carnitine O-palmitoyltransferase activity. Lineage: Eukaryota; Euglenozoa; Kinetoplastea; Trypanosomatida; Trypanosomatidae.
UCUGCGGAAUGAGGGGCCGCAGUUGCAGAGAUACUUGUGGCUAAAGUAUUUACUUGCAGAUAAUUACAUGACGGACUGGUGGAUCAAGUAUGUAUACCUUGCUCAGCGCGAAAGUCUUUGCAUUAACUCCAACUGGUUUGGGGUGGCGUUUGCCAAAUAUUUGCCCACCCCGCUUCAAGCUUCCCGUGCGGCGGCAUUGGUGUACAACCUUGUUAAGGUAAAGAAAAGUCUCGACAAGCGCACGUUUCCACCGCAGUUUAGCGGGCUUGUUCCACUUGACAUGAAUCAGUAUCGCUACAUCUUUAACACCACCCGUAUUCCAGGACGUGAGAUGGACGUGUUGGUUCAGCACGAGGGAAUUAAGCACAUUGUGGUCAUCCACAAGGGUCGCUUUUACCAACUUGAGGUGUUACACCCGCUGACGAACCAUCAGCUCACACCGUACCAACUUGAGAUGGCGCUGGAAUCUAUCUUGCAUUCCGAGGAUGAGACUGACCCUGUCGAGGCGCUCAUUCCUGCCUUCACUACCGCCCCUCGUGCGGAGUGGGCGGACAUUCGCGACAAGCAUUUUGUGAACAAUGCUUACAAUGUGAAGCCGCUGCGGGUGAUUGAAGAAGCCAUUUUUGUACUUUGCCUUGAUGAAAUGGAACCAAAAUCCCUUGAAGAGGAGAGCAUGAUGUACUUGUGCGGCAACGGCCACAAUCGUUGGUGCGACAAGAGCUUCAACGUCAUUGUCACGGAGGGCGGCCACUGUGGUGUGCAUGCGGAACACUCAUGGGGUGAUGCCCUGACCCUCGCAAAUGUGGUGGAGUACAGUCACGCUUCGGAUAAAUUUAGGGAGUUAUACACAGAGGAUGGGCAUGUAAAAAAACUACCCGAAGAUGAAGUGGCACUGGCUGAUGGUAAAUUUAAAGUGUUUGUCCCUAAUCGAAUUCGGUUCACCAUUGAUGCCGUGAUGAAACGUGCUGUCCAAGGCGUGCAGGAACGGUGCAUUCGCGAAAUAAAAGAUGUUGACAUCCGCGUCUGCCGCUUUGCCGAUUACGGCAAGGGGUUCCCGAAGAAACAGCGCUGCAGCCCUGACGCGUGGGUGCAGAUGGCAAUGCAACUCGCGUACUUCCGCGAUCAGGGCCACUUUGACCAGACAUACGAGGCAGCUUCGAUGCGUAUGUACCGCAAAGGGCGCACUGAAACCAUCCGCACUGUGAGUGAGGAGUCCUGUGCCUUUGUGCGGGCAAUGGAGCAACCUUUGCUGAGCGCAGAGGCGAAAUUAAAACUUCUUCAUGUUGCGUGUGAACGACACCAGAAGACAUCACGUGAUGCCAUUGCUGGCUGCGGCAUUGACCGCCACCUCUUCGGACUCUAUUGCGCGAGUACCGGCUUUGAGGUGGCAUCCGAGUUUUUGCAGGCGGCGAUGCAGCCAAAGUGGAAGCUCAGCACGUCGCAAGUGCUGACGCGGCAGCUGCCAGACAAAUUUCACCCGCCAAACGAUGAACCGUUUGAAACACCCAAUGGCGGCUUUGGCCCUGUGCAAGACGACGGUUACGGGGUGUGCUACUGCUUAUACGGCGAUAGUCUGUUUUACUUUACCAUCACCUCGAAGCACAGCUGCAAAUCGACUUCUUCGACGCGGCUUGCGGAGCACAUUACGAGGGCACUGCGUGAUAUGGCUGCACUUACAGGAUGGAAUUAA